AUGAAGACAUGCUACGAUGCAGGCAUGGAAAACUUUAUAUUUGGAGAACGAAAAGCGGCGCAAAGUUCAAGGCGCGAGCUCUCCAAUAUUGCCUGGAGGAUGACGUCAACAUUCUGCAGGAUAAUGACUGGAUCGUUCAUCUUGAUGAAGAGACGUUAUUAA
Molecule: messenger RNA, 162 nt
Organism: Cooperia oncophora
Lineage: Eukaryota; Metazoa; Nematoda; Chromadorea; Rhabditida; Trichostrongylidae
Source: the annotation of a GenBank genome assembly